UGGCAAAGUGUGGAAUUGGCCAGAUCACAGACACAGAGUGUGGCGAAUCUGCAAAGCACCAAAGGAAAACCAAAAAUGAAGUAAUAUUACUGGUAAAAUGCAAUCGGGACAUUUCUAAGCACCUUCAAUUUUGUAAAAUAAGCAACGAAGGUAUUUCGACAGAAGCCGAUCUGAUACUUUGCAGAGCAGGUAAACUGGUCUUUUUAAAACUUCAUUUUAUUUUCUGAAAUUUAUGUGAGUCAAAAUAUGCUUUUUUGAUAGGAAUCUUUGCCUCGUCGCGCAAAGAAAACAUAGUCGUUUGCUCACUGCAUAGAGAUAGCCUUGGUAUCUAUUGGAGAGGCCAAUAUAAGAAUUGUCAAGUACCGAUUUCUAUUGCUGCACACUCAAAGAGAUCAAGAGGAGAUCGAUCUGUUGGAAAACGACUAUCGCAAUCAAUAUUUGAAAGAACAAAUGAGCUUCUCCCUGUUGGAUCAUCAAUAUGCAGACGUUGCAGAGAGAUGUACGCUUGUACGAAAAUCAAGCCAUGCGAAGGAGUAGAAGAUACGACAAGCUAUGAGACCACAACAGAACUCUGUCCAUCAGUUGACACGCUCAUCGAUACAUUCCAGYCUCUCACGAUUCGUGGUAAUAMGCAAGACGUAUCAAUGUACAGUCCAUCUUGCUCGCAAGAUACAGCUUCGUCACAAGAAGAGCCUAGCGCCAGCUUAAAAGAUUCUGACACCACUUCGAAAAACUUGGAAAGGUUAAAUAAUUUCCUUGAAGCGUCUAGUGUUGGUACUGUUCAACAUGCGCUUAGUCGGCCCUGGAGCAAAGUAACAGACAAAACUCAAUCAUAUUACACCAAUAUCGGCAGUUCUGUUCUUGCAGAAGUCAUACGCACGUUAGCUCCUGAGUCAGCUGGAGAAUUAUGGAAGGCUAUCAAAAGUAGUAAUUUAGUGGACGAGUAUCUGGGCGAUGAACAAUACGUUGGCAGCGACUUACUUAUCGCUGUUGCGGAGUCCUACAAACAAGCAUCUGAGCCAGAGACUCGACUUCAGCUUCUGAGUUUGGUGGCCAAUAAAGUGAGCUAUAAGAAUAUAUGCACAUAUAUACCAGACCUCAAAAGGCAUCAAUUCAGGGCAGCAAGAAGGCACAGCGUGGAAUUUGGAGCCGGUCAAGCAGUGGARGAAACUGAAAAGCAAGUCCGACAAAAGAUUGAUCCUGCAAAAUUGGAGCACUUCCUUGACUUUAUUACAGCAGCAAAUAUCAUACAAGAUCUUCCCUUCGGUCAGAAGACGCUAAAACUAUCUUCUGGUGACAAGCUACAGAUCCCAAACAUCAUACRUACUCUCAUACCAUCACGCCUUAUAGCCCAGUAUCAGCAAUAUUGCAGCGAGAACGCCUAUGUACCAUUAUCAAGAGCUACACUUUAUAAGAUACUGUCCCAGUCGUGCGUUGCCUCAGUAAGGAAGAGUCUACAAGGACUUGAUAAUUAUGCUCCUGACGGAGGACGCGCGUUUGAUGAUCUUAUUGCCUUAAUGGACACAUUGUCGAUGCAUGGUCUGGAUGAACACACAGCUAGCAAGACCAAAGAUCAGCUUUUGUUACUUAAACAAUAUAUCAAAGGAGACUACAAGGUAAAUAUAAAUAUUCUCCUAUAUUCAUUUGCCUCCCAUCUGGUCCCAAAUCACAAGCAUUGGUGCCCUGUAACCAUAAAUUUACUCUCAGACUUAAGGGUAUUUUGCGUCGUAGGUUCAAUCAACUAUUGAAAAUAGUGUCGCCGAUCAUUGCAGAACAUAUGCACUCAGUGAUCCAAAGA
Exaiptasia diaphana is the source of this 1798-nucleotide messenger RNA. RefSeq lists its product as uncharacterized. The transcript has 3 exons. NCBI's taxonomy places the organism in Eukaryota, Metazoa, Cnidaria, Anthozoa, Actiniaria, Aiptasiidae. The coding region runs from base 498 to 1748 and encodes 416 amino acids. The record is from RefSeq and is a predicted model, not a curated record.